Plasmodium cynomolgi strain B is the source of this 951-nucleotide messenger RNA. RefSeq lists its product as hypothetical. Bases 1 to 951 code for a protein of 316 amino acids. NCBI's taxonomy places the organism in Eukaryota, Apicomplexa, Aconoidasida, Haemosporida, Plasmodiidae. The transcript is spliced from 3 exons. The record is from RefSeq and is a predicted model, not a curated record.
AUGGCGCACGAGGAGGACGCAGAGCGGUCGCUGACGACCAAAUACAUCCUCAUGACGGAGUUGCUAAAAGGCAACCAACUGGAGGGCAAAAAAUUAAAGUUGAAGGCCUGCGCCCCGGGGACGAAGGAGCCCAUCGACCCAAUCGACCACGACGUGAUAGAACAGUUUUGCGACGCUUUAAAAAGGAACACGUCCUUUAAUGGCUACCUCGAUAUAUCUUACAACGACUUGAAUGAAACCUGCCUUUUUCAUAUCCUGUGUACUGUGUAUGAAAGCAAAAAUAUAAUUGGCUUGAAUUUAAGAGGAAAUAAAAUUACUAGUAUGCUUUUUAACAAAAUUUUACUAAUUCUUGAAAGUAACAAUUUUGAAUAUAUCAAUGUGCAAAACACGGAGCUGAAUAAUCAGCAAAUAAAAAAUAUCAUUUUCUGUUCACUAAACAAGAGAGUGAAAUUUAUUAAGCUCCCCUUUUUAAAUCUCGACACGUUUCACUUUCUGGUGGAAUACUUACACGACAACAACUCGCUGGAGAAGUUGCAUUUCUUUAUGUCGUACAGCCACCAAAUGAAUUCCUCCCGCACACAGGAUGAUGAGAACAUAACGAACAAUUUUGAAAAUUACGUCCACAACUUAAAAAAUGCGCUCAAAGAAUUUCUCGAUGUGAUAGAGAACAAAGAAAACGUGAAGGACGUCAAGUGCGAAAUUGACUUCCACGAUCAGGAAGUAGACGAAAUGGUUUGUUUCAUCCAUGCUGCUUGCGAGAGGCACCGGCGGAUGGAGGAGGACGGUCAGGGGCUGCGCGAUAAUAGGAUGCACAUCAGUUCGACGGAGAAGAUGCUCUUGCUCAUGCCGGACAUCGACGGGAGGAAUAAGCAUAUCGAAAAAUUCGAGAAGGAAGUACCGGUUACUUUCGACAAAGACGUAAUAAGUUUUCUCCAAAAGAUGUUGCCUUAG